AUGGCGCCCAAAUUCCUCAGCAAGCUGGUCAAGGCCACAACCCCAAGCCCAGCAACAACGACGACCAACGACGACCCAACAACGAACGCAUUAACGACCGAGACGAAAACAUCUAAACGACAUUCCCGGGACCGCUCCGGAUCCACGAAAUCAGGGAAAUCGCGGCAGCCAUCAGUCGACACUUCUUCCUCACAGUCACCACGAACCAGCUUCCAGUUUGGUUUCCCGACUCUAUCCAGAAAUAAGGCGGCCUCCACUCCUUUGGCGCCCAAAGACGAGAACAACACCCACAUUCAUUCAAAUUCUUCUUCAAGUUUACACAAAAAGGGAGACAGCGUUGCGACAUCGCCGGCACCACCAGUCCCACCGCUUCCAGAGACCUUGACGGUCGCUGAAGGGUCCAACGCGCCGAGGUCACGAAGGAAUUCGAUCAUUUCUGUCUUUGGUGGAAAGAACAAGGACAAGCCGAUCGUGCGACUCCAACACCCAUCAACUGACACACCACCGUCCACCGCACACUCCGACCCUUUCCCGACCAACUCGACCAACGGCGACAACGACAUCCCAGCCGUUUCAAUCGUCGCAAGCCCCAGCAGAGAGAGUCUAGCCACAACCAGCACGACUCUUGGCGUGACGAUCAUCCCACCGUCACCGCUUCUCUACGCGUCCAGCUUAACCGACACCCACUCUGGUUCCUUCGACCUCGACCAAGACGUGGAAGAGACCCCUGUAGACAAACAGCUACACGACAAGAAAGAACCGCGGGACGAUUCACAGCCCAAAUCGGCGGAAGACCCAGCUCCAACACCUGUAACCGCCACCGCGAUCGUCACCAGCCCCACCACGAGUACAGAAAACACAAGUGCCUCAGUCCUCGUUUCGUUCUUAGGAAGACGGCCACGCACGGCCUCCAUCUCAUCUGCUAUCAGUGGCUACAUAACAGGAGCAGUUUCAAAGCCUACAACCCCGCCGGAAGACAAGUCUACACCAACCACUACACCGACUACCGCUACGACUAUCAAAGCUAACCCCUUCCAACUCGAGGAAAACAGUGACGACAUCCCGCCUGUUCCCUCUGUUCCCGACACCGUCGACAACAUGGCACGUUCCAACCAUGCCACACUUGCUCCUGAACACGAAGUCCAACGUAAAUCGUCGUCCCGUUCCUUAAACAAUGUACCGCCUCCUCUGGACCUCAACCAGCCCAAUUUCCCGACCAACUUGCUCGGCAAACGUAACGGCCACAGCAACCAUGCUCGCGCAGCAACUUCCCCUCCCAAUGCCUUCCCACAAGAGGAAUCUACGGGCACUAUCACCGACUCCAUUGUCGAAAGCCCAACCGCGAUGAAGAUGCCCGAAUAUCCCACCCCGGUGACUGCGGGCUCGACCAGAGAUGGAAAAUCUGCCGGUGCGGGUGCAACCACUGCGCAAUCCGCAGGUAACAACGGAGGAGGGAGCGGUUUCGCCAGCCUUUUAUCACCCCGGAAGGUCGACGACGAUGCGGCCUCCAUCAUCAGUACCUCCUCGAAGAUGUCCCCCGACAAGAAACGUUCGUGGAAGAGGAGUAUGACGAGAAAGCCGACUGGGUUGGCGGGUGCCAUUGCGGCUAGUGGAUUGGCGAUUGCGAACCCGGGUGUGUCGCCUGUGUAUCAGGCACAGGCGAGUCCACCGCUUGUUCAAUCCGUGUCCUCGGGAUCUGGAAGGCCGAAGAGUCCCAAUGCAAGCUCACCCUACCUGAGCAAGAGUCCGUCGAGGAGCGCGACAUCGACUGGAGCGAAGAGUAGCAAGAGCGUGACUUCCCCCAAAUCAUCUAAAUCGACGAGUGGGAUUAGGAAGUCGAGCGGAAGCAAGAGUCCCAAUCCGAGUCGAGCGCAUACCAUCAAUAGCGCAGGAGGCAGUCGAAAACACCAUCGGAGACCUUCAGCUUCAGCCUUCUCGGACGGUGCAUCUUCGUAUGGCGGCAACCUCAGCACCGCUGGCCUGUCGGAAUAUUACUCGGGGGAGAGCGAUGGCGGUGUAUCGAGGAUUAGCCGAAGGAGAACUCAUUCUGCAGCGGGGAGCGGAAACGAGAGUGAUACAGAGGAUGAGACGGACAGCAGCGAUGACGACAGUAGCGAAGAUGACGAUUUCCUCGACGACCUGAAUCUCGAGGACGAUGACAUGCCCGUGACCGGGUUCGCUGUCGCCAGCAACAAGAGAAACGCCGACUUCCAUGAACUCUUCCCCAACAUCCCAGAAGGAGACUAUCUCAUUGAAGACUACGGCUGCGCCCUCCAGCGCGAAAUUCUCAUUCAAGGUCGCCUCUACAUCUCCGAAAACCAUGUCUGCUUCCACGCCAACAUCUUUGGAUGGAUUACCGAUCUGUCAAUUCCCAUAUGCGAAAUCAUCUCGCUGGAAAAGAAGAUGACCGCCUUUGUCAUCCCCAACGCCAUCCAAAUCACCACGCGGCAAGCUAAAUACUCGUUUGCUUCCUUCCUCUCGCGCGACACGACUUUCGACGUUAUCUAUAAUAUCUGGCGCGUUUCGAGGCCAGACGACGUACAGUCUAUACGCAGUGGGCGUGGUUCGCUGGAAGGUGGAAGCGCAAGUUUUAUCAGCGGGGCCGGUGGCAGCGCGACUGGUCUAGCUGAAGGCGCUGGCCAGAGUAUGAAUGGCGGUGUGGUUAAUGGUGCUGGCGGGGCGGGCGGCAAGCAGGGUGUGACAAGGAAGGCGACGCAGUGUGGGUGUGGAAGAGAAGGCAGGCAUUAUACGGAAACGGCACUUGAAGCGGUGUUCCCUGGUUCUCCAGAGAAGAUACACAACCUUAUAUUCGCCAGCGGGUUCAUUAAAGAGUUCCUCGUCACUGACCAGAAGGUUCUGGAUAUCCAAAUGUCCGAUUGGAUGCCAGUGCAACCAGGCUCGAAGCUGCUAUCCCGCAACAUGUCCUAUAUCAAACCUCUCAACGCGUCCAUGGGUCCCAAACAAACUAAAUGCGAGAUUAAAGACGAGAUAGAGCACAUCGACUUUGACCAAUACGUGUCAACGAUCACUUCGACCAGAACACCGGAUGUACCGAGUGGUGGGGUGUUUACGGUUAAGACGCGGACGUGUAUCAUGUGGGCGAGUCCGAUAUCCAGUAGGGUGAUCGUGACCACGCAGGUGGAGUGGACGGGGAGGAGCUUUAUCAAGGGGAUCAUUGAGCGUUCCGCUAUUGACGGGCAGAAGGCGUUCCACAGUGACCUGGAGAAGGGCAUGAGGGCUUAUAUCCAGGAACACAAGAGCGAGUUUGUGCCAGAAGGAAUGGAUGCAUCGGUUCUUGACGCUGCGCCCGCCGAGGAGAAACCAUCCGAAACCGCACCCGGAGUCGAAGGCGCCAAAACCAAGGAAGCCGAUCUCUCGGAGGAAGCGCGUAACAAGCAGCGAGAGCACGAGCGGAAUAGACGUGCGUUCCAGUGGGCUUUGGACACGUUUGAUGGUGCAUUCGAGGUUGCCCAGAGGUCAACGAAGGGUGCUGUCGAGCUCGUCCGGGAUGCCUGGGAUCAAUCGUCGAGCACGACCAUCCUGUACUUUGUCAUCGUCAUUCUGGUGAUCAGCAACCUUUAUACGUUGGUGAGGAUGGGGAAGAAGGAGGAGAUUGGGAGGAGGAAGGAGAUGAUGAAGGCGGAGGAGAGGGAGCGGUGGGUGCAGAGUGUGGUUAUGACGCUGUGGGAGGAGUUGGCUUCUGGGAAGAAGGAUCCGUUUGCGUUGAGGGAUCGGUAUCCGAAUGCGCCUGUGAGGUUGCAACCUGCGGAGAGUCCAAGGGCGGAGGAUACACCCGUUGUUGUGGUCGUUGAGCCGACGUCGAGUGAGACAAGUAAUCCGUUGUCGUGGAAAGAAGAGUUGGCGCAUUUGCAGGAGACGUUGGCGACGGUAGAAGAGAGAGUACGGACUAUCAAGGCGAGCAUUGCAGAACUUGAGAACUUGAACCUCAAUCAGUUAGAUUAG
Molecule: messenger RNA, 3963 nt
Organism: Coprinopsis cinerea okayama7#130
Lineage: Eukaryota; Fungi; Basidiomycota; Agaricomycetes; Agaricales; Psathyrellaceae
Exons: 6
Coding region: 1-3963 (1320 amino acids)
Biological process (GO): intracellular sterol transport
Cellular component (GO): endoplasmic reticulum-plasma membrane contact site; mitochondrion; endoplasmic reticulum membrane
Molecular function (GO): sterol transfer activity; sterol binding
Source: RefSeq, a predicted model, not a curated record